This is a messenger RNA of Olea europaea var. sylvestris, 1087 nucleotides long. RefSeq names its product transcription factor bHLH148-like. Gene Ontology annotation, biological process: regulation of DNA-templated transcription. The transcript is spliced from 2 exons. Gene Ontology annotation, molecular function: protein dimerization activity. NCBI's taxonomy places the organism in Eukaryota, Viridiplantae, Streptophyta, Magnoliopsida, Lamiales, Oleaceae. The record is from RefSeq and is a predicted model, not a curated record. Bases 245 to 967 code for a protein of 240 amino acids.
GCUCUAACACUGACUGCCAUCAUUCCAUUUAAGCCUCCGCCUGCUCUCCCUUAAUCCCCUUAAAGCCUCCUCUUUCACUCAUCCUCGCCGUUUCUCCUCCUCCAUCACCACCGCCGCCGUUAUAUAUACACGCAUAUAUCAAUAAAUUUCUUUGGAUAUUGCAGUGAAUCAAUCAAAUACAAGACAGAGUUUUUCAAGUUCUUAAAGGUUCUAUUUCCGUACCUGAACAAAUAUAUACAUAGAGAUGGAUGUAGAAAUGACUCCAUCGCUGCCUUCAAAUCCUGUGGUGAGUUCCGAGAGAUCAUCGAUUCGAAGAAAGAGGAAGAAGAAAAUCCAAAGCCAAAUCCAUGGAGGUAAUUUGAAUGAUAAUCAGAAUCAAAAUUCUGUAAUUGAAUGGAAAUCCGAAUCUCAGCAACAAGUUUAUUCAUCAAAGCUGCUUCAAGCGCUGCGCCACGUCCGACACAACGGCUUACAAGCUCAAACCACCACUCCUAAGGGCGGCCGAGCUGUACGUGAAGCGGCGGAUAGAGUACUAGCCACCACCGCCAAAGGCCGCUCACGAUGGAGCCGCGCGAUUCUCACGAAUCGGCUCAAGCUCAAGUUUCUCAAGAAGAAUAACAUCACAAAACGGCAGAGAAAUGUGAUGGUGGUUACCACAGGGAAAAGCCGGCCGCAGAAGAAAACAAAAGUGAGCGUAUUCCGUUUGAAAUCGAAGAGUUUACCGGCGGUACACCGGAAAGUUCGCGUUCUUGGCCGAUUGGUUCCCGGUUGCCGAAAAGAGCCUUUGCCGGUGAUUUUAGAGGAGGCUACUGAUUAUAUAGCCGCUCUUGAAAUGCAAGUCCGAGCCAUGAGCGCUUUGACGGAGCUGCUUUCUGUUGCCAGCGGCUCUUCUUCUUCUUCCAGCGCCGCUGCGGCUUCUGGUGGUCCGAUUGAUCAGCCUGGCUCGAGUCAGUCUCGCCCUAGCUAAAAUUGGUUCUUUACGUUUUUUUUAUUAUUUCAAAAAUAUUAUCCGUCCUUAUGAAUAUUCCACUGUGAAUUCAUUCAAACAAAACAAAAAAUAAAAAUAAAAUUUCUACUGUGAAUUAUA